AUGACAGACAUAAGGGCGGCCUUUGCUGCUCAACAGAAUGGUGCCGGUGCGAAGGCGAUGGCAUCGGGGGCCACCGGUAGUCCCAAGGUCGGCGGAAAGUCGAUCGAAAAGAUCUACCAGAAAAAGUCGCAGCUCGAGCAUAUCCUGCUCCGUCCGGACACGUACAUCGGUUCGAUCGAGAUGCUGAAGGAGCAGAUGUGGAUCUACGACAAGGAGGCGAACAAAAUGGUACAGAAGGAGAUCACGUACGUGCCCGGAUUGUACAAGAUCUUCGACGAGAUUCUCGUGAACGCUGCCGAUAACAAGCAGCGCGACGCGAAGAUGAGCACCAUCAAGGUCGAGAUCAAUCAGGAAACGAACACCAUCUCCGUGUGGAACAAUGGUCAGGGCAUUCCGGUCGUGAUGCACAAGGAGGAGAAAAUGUUUGUACCGACGAUGAUUUUCGGCCAUCUGCUGACGUCUUCAAACUACAACGACGAAGAAGCGAAGGUUACGGGCGGACGGAACGGUUUCGGCGCUAAGCUGUGCAACAUUUUCAGCACCAAGUUCACCGUCGAGACGGCCACGAAGCAGUACCGGAAGUGUUUUAAGCAGACAUGGGGCGAAAACAUGUCCAAAGCAUCCGAGCCGAAGAUCAAGGAAGAUUUCAAUGGAGAAGACUACACGAAAGUUACCUUUUCACCCGAUCUGACCAAAUUCAAGAUGGAAAAGUUGGACGACGACAUCGUUGGUUUACUGUCGCGCCGCGCAUUCGACGUCGCUGCGUCGACGCGCGGUGUGGCCGUAUAUCUGAACGGGUCGCGUGUUCCGGUAAAGUCGUUCAAGGACUACGUCGAUCUGUUCCUGAAGGACGCCAAGGACGACGUUGGCGGGCAGGUGAAGCUUACGUACGAGUCCGUAAACGAGCGAUGGGAGGUCGCGGUCGCCAUUUCGGAGCGCGGAUUCCAGCAAGUUUCGUUCGUCAACUCGAUCGCAACGACCAAGGGCGGUCGGCAUGUGGACUAUGUGACGGAUAUGAUCGUGAAGCAGCUGACGGAGGUGCUGAAGAAGAAGAACAAGGGCGGCGUCAGCAUCAAACCGUUCCAGGUGAAGAACCAUAUGUGGGUGUUCGUCAAUUGUCUCAUCGUCAACCCAACGUUCGACUCGCAAACGAAGGAAAACAUGACCCUGCAGUCGAAAAGCUUCGGCUCGAAGUGUAACCUUUCGGAGAAGUUCAUUACGGCGGUGGCGAAAAGUGGCAUCGUCGAGUCGGUGCUGCAGUGGGCCAAGUUCAAAGCUCAAACCGAUCUGGCCAAGACGUCCGGCUCAAAGAAAUCGAAAAUCAAAGGUAUUCCGAAGCUCGAGGAUGCGAACGACGCCGGUACGCGCAACUCGCUGAACUGCACCCUCAUCCUGACCGAGGGAGAUUCGGCCAAAACAUUGGCCGUCUCGGGCCUGGGGGUGGUCGGGCGCGAUACGUACGGUGUGUUUCCGCUGCGCGGUAAACUGCUGAACGUGCGCGAAGCAACGCACAAACAGAUUCUGGAGAACGCCGAAAUCAACAAUCUGAUCAAGAUUCUCGGUCUGCAGUACAAGAAAAAGUACCUGACGAUGGACGAUCUGAAGAUGUUGCGGUACGGCAAGGUAAUGAUCAUGACCGAUCAGGAUCAGGAUGGGUCGCAUAUCAAGGGUCUGUUGGUGAACUUCAUUCACACAAACUGGCCUGAGCUGUUGCGUCUGCCCUUCCUGGAAGAGUUUAUCACACCGAUCGUAAAGGCGACCAAGAAGAACGGUACCGAACUGUCGUUCUUUUCUCUGCCCGAGUUCGAGGAGUGGAAAGCGGAAACGCCAAACGCGCACACGUUCAACAUCAAGUACUACAAGGGUUUGGGCACGUCCACGUCGAAGGAAGCGAAGGAGUACUUCCAAAACAUGGAGCGCCACCGAAUCCUGUUCCGCUACGAGGAUACGGGCGACGAUGAUGCGAUCAUGAUGGCGUUCUCGAAAAAGGCCGUUGACCAGCGCAAGGACUGGCUGACGGCGCACAUGGAAGAGUGCCGCCACCGGAAGCAGGUCGGGCUGCAGGAGCGCUAUCUGUACACGAAAACAACGAAAGCGAUUUCCUAUAAAGACUUCAUCAACCUCGAGCUUGUGCUGUUCUCCAAUUCCGACAACGUGCGUUCGAUUCCGUGCGUGCUGGACGGCCUAAAGCCUGGCCAGCGGAAGGUGCUGUUUACGUGCUUCAAGCGUAAUGACAAACGUGAGGUGAAGGUGGCCCAACUGGCCGGCUCGGUGGCGGAAAUGUCCGCUUACCACCACGGCGAGCAAUCGCUCUGCGGUACGAUCGUCAACCUGGCGCAGAACUUUGUCGGCAGCAACAACAUCAACCUACUGUACCCGGGCGGUCAGUUCGGUACGAGACUCACCGGUGGCAAGGACAGCGCGAGUCCGCGUUACAUUUUCACCAUGCUGUCGGCACUGACACGCCACAUUUUCCACCCGCUGGACGAUCCGCUGCUCGAGUACCAGUACGAGGACAAUCAACGCAUCGAACCGGUCUGGUACCUACCGAUCAUACCGAUGCUGCUGGUGAACGGAGCGGAAGGCAUCGGGACCGGGUGGUCGACCAAAAUUCCGAACCACAAUCCGCGCGAUGUGAUCGCCAACAUUCGGCGCAUGCUGAACGGCGAGGAACCGAAAGUACUGAAUCCGUGGUACAAGAAUUUCCGCGGGCUAGUGGAGUCGGUUGGACCGGCACGGUUCCUCACGGUGGGAAAUGUAAGUAUGCUGGACAACCAGAAAAUCGAAAUUUCCGAACUACCGAUCGGAACAUGGACACAAACCUACAAAGAGAACGUGCUGGAACCGUUGCUGCACGGUUCGGAGAAGCAAAAGGCGGUACUGGCCGACUACAAGGAGUACAACACGGACACGACGGUGCGGUUCGUGAUAUCCUUCUUGCCGGGCGAGUAUGCAAAGUUGUACGGCGAAGAGGGUGGCUUUCAUCGGGUGUUCAAGCUGACGGGCUCAAUAACGACCUCGUUGAUGAAUGCGUUCGAUGAAAAUAAUUUCCUCAAGCGCUACGAUCACGCCAACACCAUCUUCCAAGAAUUCUACGUCAUUCGUCUGGAGUACUAUGGGAAGCGUCGUGAAUAUCUGCUCGGCAUGCUUCAGGCCGAAGCGGACAGUAUGUCGGACAAGGCGCGCUUUAUCAUGGAGAAGUGCAGCGGGGCGCUGGUGGUGGAGAACAAGAAGCGCAAGGUACUGAUCGAUGAGAUGAUCAAGCGCGGUUAUCGGCCCGAUCCGAUCAAGGAGUGGAAGCGGCGCGUGCAGUCGAGCGCAGAGCAGGAAGAAGAGGAAGCAGCCGGCGGCGAUGGCGAAGAGGGCGAAGCGGAUGAGGAGCAGGAGGAUGUUAAACCGGCCAAGGCAUCGUCGUCGUCGAAGAAGGGUGCCGCAGCGCUAACGGCGGCCGAUCCCGAGAAAGCCUUCCAGCGACUGACGGAUGUGAAGAAGUUCGAUUAUCUGCUCGGCAUGUCCAUGUGGAUGCUGACGGAUGAGCGCAAAAACGAAAUCCUGAAGCAGCGUGACCAAAAGUUGGCCGAAUUGAAAGCGCUGCAGGCGAAGACCCGCGAAGCGCUCUGGAUGGACGAUCUGGAGCAGCUCGAGCGGAAGCUGAACGAGGUUGAAGAAAAGGAGCGUUUGGACGCAAUCAGCACGGAGAAGAAGCUGAAAAUGGCCUCCUCGAAGGCGGUGACCGUUGGUGGGCGUAAGCAAAUGGCCAAGAAAACAGCGAUCGACGACACGAAGCCGUCCACGGAUGCCGAGGAAGUACGUUUCCGGGUGACGGAGGAGUUGUUGAAGAAGUAUGAAAAAGCUGCGGCCGUCUCAGCGGCCGGUAAGGUGAAGAAAGAAAAGAAGGAACCGGGUGAGAACGGCGGGGACGGAGGCGAUGAAUUUGAUGCGCUGGUCGAAGGCAAUGGAGAAAAACCGAAGCCGAAGCCGCGCGUUAAGAAGGAAUCGAAAGAACCGAAGCCGAAGAAGGAAAAGGGCUCUCCGGCGGAGAAAGGGAAGGCUCCACGGGGUCGGAAGAAAAAGGCCACAUCGUCGGAUGAUGAUGACGGAGCGUUUAACUCGGAUUUGAGCGGCGAUGAGUUUGCUCCGCCAGUCGCCGUUCCGACGCGAGAGAAGACGGGACGUCGUGCAGCGGCCACGAAGAAAGUUAACUACUCAUUGAUGGAUGGUGGCGAAGAUGAGGACGAUGCCGAGUUCGAUCGUUCGGACGACGAAAUGUUUGACAACAAUCAAGGAGGAGCAGCAGCCGCAGCUGGCGGAGCACGCGGUGCAUUGGACGGCGACGACAGUGACGUUGAAGAGGUACAAGCAAGCCGACCCGCCACCGUUAACCUGGAUGACGACGAGGAUGAUGAUUCGUCGCCGAUAAAGAAACGGAAACCGGGACCACUCAAGCGGACGCUCGGACCGAAGACGGGCGAUGCCGGGAAACCGCCGACAGCCAAACGCGGUCGCAAAAUUGCGGAUCACAGCAGCGAGGAAAAGCCCAAAAAGAAAACCAAAAAGAAAAUCAUUGAUAGCGAAAGUGAUCCGCCAAGUGAUGACGAUUUCGACUCGGAUUACUAAACUAAUCGCGACCGGCAACAACAGAUGGCCACAUGAGCGACGCAACUCUAGCAAC
Molecule: messenger RNA, 4672 nt
Organism: Anopheles cruzii
Lineage: Eukaryota; Metazoa; Arthropoda; Insecta; Diptera; Culicidae
Gene: Top2
Product: DNA topoisomerase 2
Exons: 5
Coding region: 1-4617 (1538 amino acids)
Biological process (GO): DNA topological change; resolution of meiotic recombination intermediates; sister chromatid segregation
Cellular component (GO): nucleus
Molecular function (GO): DNA topoisomerase type II (double strand cut, ATP-hydrolyzing) activity; DNA binding; ATP binding
Source: RefSeq, a predicted model, not a curated record